Molecule: messenger RNA, 1007 nt
Organism: Entrophospora candida
Lineage: Eukaryota; Fungi; Glomeromycota; Glomeromycetes; Entrophosporales; Entrophosporaceae
Source: the annotation of a GenBank genome assembly
UCAAAGAUUUCCAUCAAAUUCCCGAUAAAUAUGACGAUUUUCAAAUUGAGCCAACCACCAUAACCAAUGCUACAAAAUUAAAUCAAACAAUUGCACCGACAGCUUCAAAGCCGAAAGCAAAAAAGAUAAGACCCAUUCUCCAGAAAAAUAAAAAACCUACCCCUGAACAAAUCCGGGCAUACCAAGACCAGCCAAUCCCAUUCAAAUCUAAAAUGGAAUGUAAAAGUUAUCAUGAACAAAAUGGAAUCUCUUCUAAAGAAUUGUGGAAUUGGCCAUCAGUCCGUGUUUUUGUUGGUAUAUGGACGACAGCAGAAAAGCAUGAAAUUCGAAGUAUAAUACGAGCUAUAAAUUUAAAGCAACAAGAAAAUUUGAUUGGUGACAAUGUGGAUUUCAAGUUUAUCCUUGGAAAACCACCGAAACGUGUGUACACACCCGAUUUGAAAUUAAAAUUGACUACUGAGAAUGAUACCUAUGGCGAUCUUGUAAUACUAGACAUGGAAGAGAAUAUGAAUAAUGGCAAAGCGUAUUAUUACUGGAGGUGGGUUUGGGAACACCUUGGUACCAUGAAAUAUGAUUAUGCAACAAAGGCAGAUGAUGAUGUAUUUGUACACUUUCAAAAUCUGGCACUUAACCUUCGACCAUUGCCACGAGAUAAUGUGUAUUACGGAUGUGAGCAUAGGUACUAUAUGACAGGUAUGCUUGUAGCUCUCUCAAUGAAUUAUCCAAAACUGAUUACAAAAACACCAUUCAAAAAAGCUGAAUGGAAAGGGCCCGAAGACAUGAUGUUGGGACAAUGGCUAAUUAAUCAUGCAAAUUCAACUUUAAAUCCAAUUGAUGAACAUUGCUUACUUUUUCAAGACCCAAGGAUCCCAGUAGUUUAUGUUGUAGAGAGACAAUGGGCAUCACCACAAUCGAUUGUCAUACAUUGGCUAAAAGACCCCCAUGCAUGGAAAGGUGUCAUCGAUUUAUAUAUUCCAGGUGGUAUAAAAGAUUUGAUAGGUAUAUAA